AUGAAAUUCAACAAGAGGAAGAAAUCCUUCAAAAUAAAGAAGAAAAGCUAUGGAGGUAGGCAGGAGCAGGGGUACAACUCCGAGAUAGAGUCCGACGACAUACUGUCCUCGGAGGCAUCGGAAAGUGGAAACCAGAGAACGAAGCUGGGGAAGACGAAAAAACGCCACCUCGCAUCGGUUGAGGGACAGAUCACGGAUGAAGACGCAACAGAUGGCGAUGCAAGUGACCUCGAUGAGGACGGCAGCAGUGGGGACGAAAACGGAAACGCCUUCAAUAACCCGGAAGAGCGGAAAAUACACCUGGCCAAAAAGUACCUCAGAGAUAUGGGUAUACAAAGCAGCAAUGAUGACAAGUCCCAAAGUGAUUCCCCUGAGAACAGUGAUGAGGAAGACAAGUCGGAUUCGAAUUUUAGCGACAACCGUUAUUCCCACGGAAAUGACGAGCAGAGGGAACAAAUCAGCAAACUGAUGAUGCAAAGGGAGAGGCAAAGAAGCAGGAAAGCGCUCCUAAAUUUGGGAAAUAAAAUCAGAAUUGUGCAUGACGAGAAAUUGGCUGCUUCCAAAGGGAUUGCCAAGAAGGGGCCACCUUGCAUGAACCGUUCAGGUGGAAGCGGCGAAAGCGGUGAAAGCUGUCAAAGCGGUCAAAACGGUCAGAGCAGUCAAAGCGGCCAAACUAACCUACCUGCUGAACAUGCUUUCUUUUUCCGCGGACACAAAAAGAGCGUCACGUGCGUUGCUUGCCCAGAUUUUAACCUUUCCUUCUUUGACUACUACGAGUACGAUGUGGGAACUGCCGAGUGUGAUAAGAGCGACGUGUACGCAGGGUACAACAGCGGGAAGUUCUACAAAGAGGAUAAUCCCAGGAACUGGGCGCAGGAAAGCAAUCCCUUUGGAGGCGACCCGUUUGGAGACAACGCCAAACACGCCAUGGAGGCGAAGGUCUUCCCCAAUGUUUCCCUCAGCACGGCCUACACGGGGGGUAAAGACGCCUGCAUCAUCGAGUGGGACAUAGCUAGAGGAGAGAAGGUUCACAUUUAUAAAGGAAACCCCAGCGCCUUCCAGCACUUAGGAAGGAGCAACGGAAUAAGCCAUUUCAAGACCGUAAUGGAUUUGUAUUGUCACAAAUUUAAUUCCUUCUUCAUAUCUGUUGGGGCGGACAAUUUAAUAAGCACAUGGGACAACCGAGUGAGAAAAACGUGUACCCAUUCUGUUGUUGGACACAAAAAUGUCAUUAGCGCAAUUGUUGGGAGCAAUGAAAACACGGAUGAGUUAAACAUGGAAUACAACUUCUUCACGUCUUCCUACGAUAAGUCGAUUAAAUUAUGGGACUUGCGAUUUUUGGACAAAUGUAUUAAUACUUAUCUGGGACAUACCAACAACAUUUUAAGCAUGACUUCUUUAAGCCAAAAUAAAUUAAUUACCAGUUCGAGUGAUUAUACUCUCCGUUUUUGGAACACCAAAAAUGAUAACCAUAUUUUGUUUAACUUAAGUUACGAAAUUGUGGAGUCCUGCUGUUCCCUUAACAAUAGGGUCUUUAUCGCGGGGACGUUUUCUGGCCAUAUUUACAUUUUUUCCUCUUCUUAUAAGAAGCCCAUUUGUAUUUGCAAAAAUGCACACAGUUCGUACGCAGUGACGGCGCUUGUUAGCAUCCCGUUCACGGACAUUUUCAUUUCUGGGUCGUACGAUGGUUACGUAAACUUUUGGCAGUACAAGAGCCUUAGCAAAACGUCGGCUACCAUGCGGAAGAUCCUGGCCGUUCCGGUGGAUGGCGCGGUAAGCAAGCUUUCCUUCUCGCCCAACUAUGCGUAUCUGUUUGCCGCCGUCGGGGACGAGAUGAAGCAUGGCAAGUGGACACGCACGCGCAGCAGGAACGGGCUGGCCGUCAUUCCGCUGCGCUUCCUGCGAUGA
Molecule: messenger RNA, 1908 nt
Organism: Plasmodium inui San Antonio 1
Lineage: Eukaryota; Apicomplexa; Aconoidasida; Haemosporida; Plasmodiidae
Exons: 1
Coding region: 1-1908 (635 amino acids)
Cellular component (GO): small-subunit processome
Molecular function (GO): snoRNA binding; protein binding
Source: RefSeq, a predicted model, not a curated record